Molecule: messenger RNA, 2796 nt
Organism: Podarcis raffonei (Aeolian wall lizard)
Lineage: Eukaryota; Metazoa; Chordata; Lepidosauria; Squamata; Lacertidae
Gene: C1QL4
Product: complement C1q like 4
Exons: 2
Coding region: 321-1064 (247 amino acids)
Molecular function (GO): protein binding
Source: RefSeq, a predicted model, not a curated record
AAAGAGUCUACUGUAAACGGAAGCAAGUCUCUCGUGGAGGGAAGAGACAAGAAGGAAAGCAGCGCAGCCGAGCAACGUGGGUUUGCCUUGCCAGUCAACAAGUGCCCCUUUUGGAAAGGGAGGCCGUCGAAGUGGAGCACCGCCGUCCUCCUCCCCUUCCUCACUCCAAGGACACUAAAGUGGGGACUUCCGUCCGGGUGGUUCUCGACUCCAGAGAAACUUCCACCAUUACCUCCAAAAGCGAAGACGACUUCUUAACCCUGGCCGCCUCCAGGCUGAGCCGCAAGAAAAGGGUCAUCGGGGCCGCCAUCGGGGUGGCCAUGGUGCUAGUCCUCCUGGUGGCCAUCCCUUUGCUGGUCCACAGCUCCAAGACCACCUCGCACUACGAGAUGUUGGGCAGCUGCCGCAUGGUCUGCGACCCCUACACGCCCCAAACCCAUGGGGCGGCUUCGGCAGAGGCAAGCCAGGAGUUGGCCGUCAUCUCGCCGCCUCCACAUGUGGCCGGAGGGAAAGGAGACCCAGGGAGGAAGGGCAAGUCGGGGAUUCGUGGGCCGCCGGGCCCUCCAGGGCCACCUGGGCCCAGAGGUCCAGCCGGGGAGCCAGGGAGGCCUGGCCCUCCAGGCCCACCCGGCCCAGGGCCUGGGGGAUAUAUCCCAUCUUUCUACAGCCCUAAGAUUGCCUUUUAUGCAGGACUGCGGAAGCCGCACGAAGGGUACGAGAUCUUGCGCUUCGAUGACGUGGUGACCAAUGUGGGGAACUACUACGAGCCGUCAAGUGGCAAGUUCACCUGCCCUCUGCCCGGCAUCUAUUUCUUCACCUACCAUGUCCUGAUGCGGGGCGGGGACGGCACCAGCAUGUGGGCAGACCUGAUGAAGAACGGGCAGGUCCGGGCCAGUGCCAUAGCUCAGGAUGCUGACCAGAACUACGAUUACGCCAGCAACAGCGUGAUUCUACACCUGGACGUGGGCGACGAAGUUUUCAUCAAGCUGGACGGAGGGAAGGUUCAUGGAGGCAACACCAACAAGUACAGCACCUUCUCUGGCUUCAUCAUCUACCCAGACUGAGCCCCGCCGGCUCCUGUUUCCCCUCCUCCUUUUUUUUGCCUACCCGAACCCUUUCCCCGCUCUGGGUCAGCUUUUAUUCCCCCUUGGCUUUACCAACUCCCUGGACCCAGAAGGUCCUUCCAGCAAGGUCCGGCCAAUAAGGACUGAAACGGAAACUUGGGGGAGGAGGCCCUCCCCCUUGGGUUCAUAGACUGUGAAAAGGGGUGGGAGGAUUAAGGGAUUUUUGGUGCAUGGGGAAAUCCGGGAGGGGGUGGAUACAGGGGAACAUAAUGUCAUGGUGGGUGGGCCCUGGUCAGUGGAAGCAAAGCCUUCUAAAGGUGGCCACGUCCAGGAUUGGAGGAUGAAGGGAAGGGCGACGGAUGGGGAACAAGGCCCAGACCUGCUGCAGAUUGGCUCUGUAAGUCCAUUUCCUUAGCAUCCCUUUUAGAUGUAAGGUACAAAUAUUCGAAGAGGGGUGGUUUCAUUAGUGCAGUCCGGUCCCUUCAUCAACUUUUCACAGGAAAUGUUUUAUUGAUGGCAUUUAUAUCUCGCCCUUCUUCCAAUGAGCUCAGGACAGGCUUAUAUGAUUCUCCCUUCCCUCAUUUUGCCCUCACAACAACCUUGCGAGGGACUAGGCCCAGAGACAGUCCCACAGUCCACCCAGCGAGCUCCGUGGUUAAGUGGGAAUUUGAACUUGGGUUUCUCCUAUCUUGGUCCAAACACUCUAUUACAUCCGCUGCUGACUCAAGAUGCCUCAUAUAUAUAUAAAUAUAUAUUAAUUGGUCAAUUAUUGAGAUGGGAUUCAUUAUCUGUAUAAACCAUAAUGUAUCCAACGGGGGGCGGGAGAGAAUGGGGAGGUCUUCUGCGGGAACAGGGGGCAGUACAGUUGGGUUUAAUUUCCCCGUUCUCCAUAGCAGUGUUCUGCCAACAUGCCAGCAAGACCAUGAACAUAUACAGAGGGAGAUACAUCUUUUGCUCUGGUGACAUUGCAUGCCAGUAGCAAGAAAGGGUUAGGCUUUUUUUUAAAGCGUGUGUUGUGCAAGGUUCACUGUUUCAAGCCUGCUCCGUUUAAAAAAUGGGAGACAAAACCAUCCAAAUAAAAUCUCCAGUCCCCUUCUAUAUCAAACAGGUGCCCUGAAGACUCUUGUACGAAUGCGGAAGGGGGUCAGGCCCAGAUUCCUCCUACCUUUGUACAUUAACCCACAGGUCUGUCUGAGCAGCUGCCAAUAGGGCGAUCUUGUGUUGACCUGCAUGAAGAUAUAUAGGUAUUAUCCAUGUUUCAGACCUCAAGCUGGGACAAAUGGGGGUCUCUGCACCUUUGUGUGUAAAUAUCUCACCGCAGCCACCCUGAACUGACGGCAACUGCAACAGUCUGUGUCAUCAUAAAACUUUGUGCUGCAAAUGAUGAUUCCCACAUGCACACCGCAACAGUGCAGGGACAUGCUGAAAUGAUUGGGAGACAGUCCCAGAGACAGUUCCUGGCUCAACAUUGCUAACCAGAGGCUAUUAAGGGGUUUGAUGGGUGGCAGGGUGUGUUGUGUGCCAAAAGACCACCGCAGACACCCCCAGAUGCACAAACCACUGCAAGAAAGGUGACAAGAAUAUAUUGCAUUUUCCCAUUCAUGACCUGCUGUUGCAAUACCUGCCACGUAAAACCAUGCCUCCCCGCAAGAUUGUACACCGCUAAAACAUGCAUUGUCAUAAUCAGAUUUUGAGUGUGUGCUAUUCACCCACAAAAUUCACCCACACGCCC